AUGUCUGAAGCUCCAGAAACUCCAGAUGUUUUAUCCAUAUUACGUCAGUGGGAUGAAGAGAAUUCUCAACCUGCAUAUGAUCCUGUCCCUACUUUGACUACGUUGGCUGAGAUCAUUGAAUCUGAAACUGAAGCCUACAUGAAAAUGGAUCCUGACCCCUUUGAUGAGAGGCAUCCAUCUAGAGCUUAUCCUAGUUGUAGUUUAGGUCACACAUUGAAAAUUUUAUUCAGGAAAGAACUCUUUAUGAUAAAGCUUGUAAAUGAUUAUUUAAGGGAUAAUUAUUAUUCACGUUUGGGAAUGAAGAACAGAGAUGUUCGGAAAUUAAAUGUAGCUGCUUGUCGUUUGAUGUUGGAUAUUACACCUGGUCUUGAAACAGCAGCUGUCUUUGAAAUGCCCACUAAUGAUGUUUUAGUUCAGAGACUAUUUUCUUGGGCGGAAAAAAGCCCAGAGCCUCUUCAGACAUAUGCCACUGGGCUUCUUGCUGCUGCAAUGGAAGUUCAAGAAAUAGCAGUUGUUUUUAGGGAACAAAAUCUUAAAUUAGUACCUCUAAUGUUAGAACGUCUUCAUAAUUUACAAUUAGAAGCUUCAGAAGAGAAAUCUGUAACUAAUAAUGUUCGACCAUUUGCCCAUUUAGGAAAUUCAGAUGGCGAGUCAUCUUUUAAAUUUAAAAAAGAUUCUAAAGGGAAUCCUGUUCCUAGCACUUCCAAAUCUAGUAAGAUUUUAUCUGAGGAUAAUCAUGUUAUUAAAUCUCCAGUUUUAGUGAAUGGACUGAAGCCAAAUUCAGAAGAAACUCAUCAUAAAACGAGAAGGCCAAGUACAGAAGGUAUGAUGUCUCCUCCGCUCAAGGCAUCUGGUUUCAACACUUCAGAUUGCAGUAAUUCUUCAUGGGCAGAAAUGGAAACCUAUGUUAUAGGAAAUAUUCAGAUGCAUCCUUUAACUCUUGCUACUAGGCAAUUAUUUAUUCUGAAGUAUCUAACACCAAUGGGAGAAUAUCAAGAGUUUUUGAGUCAUGUCUUCGAAAAAAAUGCACUUGAAUUGAUUCUGCAAUUUAUUAAUUUAAGAGAGACCAAGAACUCACGACUUUCUUUUGAAGCACUGAAAUAUUUAGCUGCUCUGCUGUGUCACAAGAAAUUUUCUAUUGAAUUUAUAAAUGUUAAUGGAUUACGGAGGCUGCUUGAAGUUCCUAGACCAAGCAUUGCAGCCACAGGUGUUUCAAUUUGUUUGUAUUAUUUGGCAUACUGCGAGGAUGCCAUGGAACGUGUUUGUCUUUUACCACAAAGAAUCCUUUCUGAUUUGGUUAGAUAUUCUUUAUGGCUGCUGGAAUGCUCACAUGAUUCUGGGAGAUGUCAUGCUACAAUGUUCUUUGGGUUGUCAUUCCAGUUUAGAGUAAUUCUUGAAGAAUUUGAUGCUCAAGAUGGCCUAAGGAAACUUUAUAAUGUGAUAAGUACACUGUCAAUAUUAUCUGUUGAAACCUCUGACCUAAUGAAUGAAGAUGAAGAGUGUUCUGCCAGGCAGAUUGUCCGUCAUGUAUCUGUUGCUCUGAAGCGUUAUUUUGAAGCUCAUCUGUAUAUCAGGUCAGAGCAAGUUAAAAGAGCUCAUUUUAGGGACAAUAUAGAACAUUCAAAAUUAGCUACCACACUCCCAAGCUAUAAGGCUUGCAAAAGCAGUCCUGAAGAUGUAAAAGAACAAUUAAAUAUACUCCUGGAGUAUAUGUCUUUCCGUGCACAAUGGCAUCCUGUCGAUAAUUUAUUAAGAUUAGGAGGAAUAACAUUACUUCUUCAAAUUAUAGCCUUUGCAUAUGAUUGGAACUAUCCUGGAAGAGGAGAAACUGUUCGUAGUGUACUAGAUGUGCUUCGAGUUUGUUCUGUGAUGCCAAAAGUUCAAAUGACACUUUGUUCAAAUGUUGAUUUGCCUGAUGAUAAUAAUAUGAUGGGAAUAAAUGUAAUCCUUGGUGCAGCAGAGGGAGAAAUUGUUACAGAUCCUGAUGUUCAGCGAGCUGCACUUCAUGUUAUCAUGACUUGUGUUUGUGCUCCCAUCUACAGGGUUGGUGGAGUGGUAGCACGAUAUUCUUCUGGAGGUUCCAGUAAAAAGCGAACUAACUUGUUUCGGAGUAGUGAAGAAGUAAUUGAAAAAGUUUGGGAAUGCUUAAGAACUACAAAUGGAAUCAUGGUGUUAUUGAAUUUAAUUCAAGUAAAAAUGCCUAUAACUGAUGCUGAUUCUAUUAGGGGAUUAGCAUGCCAAGCUUUAGCUGGUCUUGCUAGAAGUGAGACUGUAAGACAAAUAAUUAGUAAACUUCCUUUGUUUACAACUGGCCAGUUACAGAAUCUUAUGCGAGAUCCUAUAUUACAAGAUAGAAGACAAGAACAUGUUGCUUUUCAAAAAUAUGCUUUGGAGCUUCUAGAGAGGGUCUCUGGUAAAAGAAAACCAAAGAAUGAACAAGAACCAUCACUAUCUAAUAUACACCGAGCAAAUGUUGUGGCUCAAACUCGUAUACAGUUUAAUGAAUGUGACCUUCUUCAGUUGAUUCAUCAGCAUUUGCAAAACCAUGGGUUUAUAGACAGUGCAGAAGCCCUUCAAAAAGAAGCUGGUUUACCACCUAUCAAACCUCCACAGCCACAGAUAGAUAAGUUUCUGUCUCCUUUUACAUAUCAGCAGAGAGUUACCCCAACAAGGAAUCGAAACCAACGUCAAAUUCCAAAAGCUGAUGUAGAAUCGGUAACAAAACCUCCAGGUCCCAUUAAACUUAAUAUUGGACCUAUGUCAAGUUCGCUGAAGAAACCUGAUGUAAAGUUGCCAACUACUCCAGUUGGGCGUUCAUUGGAGAAAAAAAUUCAUUAUCAAGUAACUGAUAUUUCUCAAAAACCAAAGGAACCGAAUGUUACUCUUGACUCUAUUAUAACUGAGUAUUUAACUAAUCAGCAUGCUCUUUGUAAAAAUCCAAUGUCAACGUGUCCACAGUUUACGCUUUUUGAACCUCACAAAUGUCCUGAUCCUAAAGCACGAAACAGGAUAGCUACUAAUUUUGCUGUAAGGCAUAGCAGGAGUAUACGAUCAAAAAGAUUAGAUCAAAGGUUAAUACAUUCCAAAUUCUGUUGUGUUCAUAUUUUCCGAUAUGGUGAUGACAAUGCUUUUUUCACAUGCUGUGAUUUUUAUGGAAGAGACAAAUAUGUAAUAAUAGGAUCUCACCAAGGAGAAGUGAAAUUGUUCAACUUACAAACAGGAGCUGAAGUUUCUGCUCAUCAGUGUCAUGAUUCCUAUAUAUCUCAAGUUCAGUGCUCACGGACCAACAACCUUCUUUUGACAUCUUCUACCUGGAGAAAACCUCUGUCAGCUUGCUGGAAUCUAAAGGACUUGAGCUUUGAGGAAAUGUUUAAAAUGGAUGAGGAAGAUUAUGUCGAAUUUGAUAAACUCGAUGGAACUCGUAUUAUAGGAACAAAAAAUGUAUCAGCCACGAUUUAUGAUGUCAAUACCGGUAAAUUAAUAAGUACAUUAACACCUUCAUUAUCAAACCAGUAUACAAAGAAUAAAGCAACAUUCUCUCCAACUUGUGAGUUGGUAUUAUCUGAUGGUGUCCUUUGGGAUGUAAUGUCAGGAAAAGAAAUACAUAAGUUUGACAAACUGAACCAAACUUUGAGUGGUGUAUUCCAUCCCAGUGGCCUUGAGAUAGUAUCAAAUACUGAGGUUUGGGAUUUAAGGACAUUUCAUCUGCUAAGGACUGUUCCUGCAUUGGACCAAUCAGAAGUGAUUUUCUCCCCUCCUGGCUAUACAAUUUAUUCAGUCACUGUAGAAAGGGAAAUUGAAGAUGAUUCCCAAUAUGAAAAUUCUUUUAAAACUCUUGAUGCAUAUGACUACUCCAGUAUUGCCACUAUUGAUGUCAAGAAAAGCAUUUAUGAUUUAGCUUGCAAUAUGAGAGAUACACAAAUAGCAUUGGUUGAAAAUCAGGGUAUGUUUGACAGUGUUCAAGAAUCUAUAGUGAAAAUUUAUGACAUAGGCCGCUCAAGAACCACUGAUGAUGAACCUGAGGAAGAUGAUGAGGAUGACGAUGAUAUUGAUGCAAGUGAUGGUUCAGGAAGUGAUGAUGAUCCACCGAAUGAUUCUUUACCAUUGGAUUAUUUAGAAGAUUCUAUGGAUCAUUCAGCUCAUUCUGAUGAGGGUGGUCAGGGAAACAGCAAUGGAGAGGAUGAUGAUGAUGAUGACGACGACGACGAUGAUGAUGAUGAUGAUGAUGAUUUUGAUGAUGAAGACUUUGAAAUGGACAUUCACCUGCCAAGUAUUGAUUUUGAAUUUCAUGAUCCCCAAGAUUCGGACAAUAGUGCUAGUUAA
Molecule: messenger RNA, 4323 nt
Organism: Nezara viridula (southern green stink bug)
Lineage: Eukaryota; Metazoa; Arthropoda; Insecta; Hemiptera; Pentatomidae
Source: the annotation of a GenBank genome assembly